This is a messenger RNA of Engraulis encrasicolus (European anchovy), 6003 nucleotides long. RefSeq names its product itchy E3 ubiquitin protein ligase a (gene itcha). Gene Ontology annotation, biological process: protein K63-linked ubiquitination; proteasome-mediated ubiquitin-dependent protein catabolic process; protein K29-linked ubiquitination. Bases 187 to 2805 code for a protein of 872 amino acids. The record is from RefSeq and is a predicted model, not a curated record. Gene Ontology annotation, molecular function: protein binding; ubiquitin protein ligase activity. Gene Ontology annotation, cellular component: cytoplasm. NCBI's taxonomy places the organism in Eukaryota, Metazoa, Chordata, Actinopteri, Clupeiformes, Engraulidae. The transcript is spliced from 24 exons.
UCACAUGACAAGCUCACAGAGAUGGUGGAUGGUUCUCGGAUAGAAUUAUGAAAUGGACCGAACACAAACUACUAUAAAAAGUGGAACCUAACCCUGAUUUUCACCGGACAUAAAGGAUUAACCGUCUUAUUCAUCAUACCAAAGUUGCUUGUUACUUAGCCUGCGUGCUUCAUUGAUGGCAUCACGAUGAAGGCCCAGCUUCAGAUUAUCAUCCUUGCGGCGAAACUGAAGGAGAACAAGAAGAACUGGUUUGGGCCAAGUCCCUACGUUGAGGUGGCGGUGGAUGGCCAAUCCAAGAAGACAGAGAAGUGCACCAACACCACCAGCCCCAAAUGGAAACAGCCCAUCACUGUUAUUGUGACGCCCUUCAGCAAGUUGAUCUUUCGGGUAUGGAGCCACCAGACUCUGAAGGCUGACAUCCUUCUGGGGAUGGCAACUCUUGAAGUCAGCGAGACACUCAAGUCCAACGAUAUGAAAAUCCAUGAGGUGGUGCAGACGCUGCAGCUGAGUGCGGAUUCGGACCAGUCUGACGUGGUGGGAGACCUGUGUGUGUGCCUGGACGGCAUGCAGGUGGACCCCCAGACCUUCGCAGCAGAGGAGCAGAGCCGUGAAGCAUCUCUUCCUAAUGGGGAUCUGAGGCCAAAUAAAGAUGCUGAGCGACCAAGCAGAGGUUCCUCUCCCGCUAGUGAUAUCGUUGAUGACGGCCCUGCGCUUCCCAACGGCCACGCAGUCAACGGCACGGGGUCUCCCUCCCUGUCUGCAGGGGCGUCCAGACCGCCGCGACCCGCACGGCCUCUGCGCCCGCCCCCACCUCGCAGACCCACCUCCUCCCCAGCCUCCUCUAACGGCUCCACGCCCAGCCACGGCAGCAGUGCAGCCAGCCCCGAGCCCAACCCCAGCAGCCUGCACGUCAACGGCACCACGGACCACGGCCCCACCUCGGCACCCCCCUCCGGCCCACCGACUGGACCCAGCCCCGGCCCCCCCGGGCCCAACAACCAGAACCCCAGCGGGCCCCAACCUCCCCCAAGCGGGCCCUCAGGGCCCAGGGUCAGCCCCAUCAACACGGGGCCCCUGCCCCCCGGCUGGGAGCAGAGAGUGGAUCAGAGUGGGCGUGUGUACUACGUGGACCACCUGGAGAAGAGGACCACCUGGGAGAGACCUGACCCUCUACCUCCCGGGUGGGAGCGUCGUGCGGACCCGCUGGGCAGGGUGUACUACGUGGACCACAUCAGCCGGACCACCACCUGGCAGAGGCCCACCGCCGAGUCCGUACGCAACUACCAGGAGUGGCAGAGCCAGCGCAGCCAGCUGCAGGGAGCCAUGCAGCAGUUCAACCAGAGGUUCAUUUACGGGCUUCAGGAACAGCUUGCUCCUGCUGCCAAUAAAGAAUUUGACCCGCUGGGUCCUCUGCCACAGGGAUGGGAGAAGAGGACGGACAGCAAUGGCAGAAUGUACUUUGUGCACCAUCCUACACGCUCCACGCAAUGGGAGGAUCCUCGCACGCAAGGGCUGCUGAAUGAGAAGCCUCUGCCUGAGGGUUGGGAGAUGAGGUUCACGGUGGACGGCAUCCCUUACUUCGUAGACCACAACCGUCGCACCACCACCUAUAUCGACCCCCGCACCGGAAAGUCCUCCCUAGAAAACGGUCCUCAGAUCACCUACGUGCGAGACUUCAAGGCCAAAGUGCACUACUUCAGGUUCUGGUGUCAGCAACUGUCUAUGCCCCAACACAUCAAGAUCCACGUCACGCGUAAGACCUUGUUUGAAGAUUCAUUCCAACAGAUCAUGAGUUUCCACCCUCAAGACCUACGGAGGAGGCUGUGGAUCAUCUUCCCAGGGGAGGAGGGCCUGGACUACGGAGGAGUGGCCAGGGAGUGGUUCUUCCUGCUGUCGCAUGAGGUGCUGAACCCCAUGUACUGCCUGUUUGAGUACGCCGGGAAGGACAACUACUGUCUGCAGAUCAACCCCGCCUCCUCCAUCAACCCCGACCACCUCAAAUACUUCAAGUUCAUCGGACGCUUCAUCGCCAUGGCGUUGUUCCAUGGGAAGUUCAUUGACACGGGCUUCUCGCUGCCCUUCUACAAGCGCAUCCUCAGCAAGCCCUUAGGCCUCAAGGACCUGGAGUCCAUUGACCCAGAGUUCUACAACUCCCUCAUCUGGAUCAGGGACAACAACAUUGAGGAGUGCGGCCUGGAGAUGUACUUCUCUGUGGACAAGGAGAUCCUGGGGGAGGUCACCACCCACGAGCUCAAGGAUGACGGCAGCAACGUCCUAGUCACCGAGGAGAACAAGGAAGAGUACAUCAGGCUGGUGGCAGAGUGGCGUCUGUCGCGGGGCGUGGAGGAGCAGACCCAGGCUUUCUUCGAUGGCUUCAACGAGGUCCUCCCACAGCAGUAUCUGCAGCUCUUCGAUGCCAAGGAGCUCGAGGUGAUGCUGUGUGGUAUGCAGGAGAUAGACAUGGCGGACUGGCAGAGGAACACCAUCUACCGCCACUACGCCCGCAGCAGCAAGCAGAUCCUCUGGUUCUGGCAGUGUGUGAAGGAGAUGGACAAUGAGAGGAGGAUGCGUCUGCUGCAGUUUGUUACGGGCACCUGCCGACUCCCGAUGGGAGGCUUUGCGGACCUCAUGGGGAGCAAUGGGCCACAGAAGUUCUGCAUCGAGAAAGUGGGGAAAGAGAAUUGGCUUCCGCGAAGUCACACUUGCUUUAAUCGUCUGGAUUUGCCACCUUACAAGAGCUACGAGCAGCUGAAAGAAAAGCUCAUGUUUGCCGUUGAAGAAACCGAAGGCUUUGGGCAGGAAUAACAGAAGACAAAGGCGUGCACACACACACACACCUUCUCAUCUACACAUGCACACACACACACACACACUGAAGCCCUUCCUUUCAGCCUGGAAACCCCUUGGGGAGAUGUCUGCCCGUGAAAAUCACCAUCUGAAAGAGACACGAAAAACAGAAGAGUGUUUGUUCGUUUGUGUGUGUGUAUGCGUGUGUUCGUGUAUGUGUGUUGUGUGUGUGUUUGGGUGUGUGACUGUGACUGUGUGUGUGACUGAGAAGAAGCACGUCAAUUCACCCAGUCCUCCCCCAUCUGACCUUCAAGAUGUUAUUAACUGACCCAACCCUCCUCUCACCACAGUCAACACUCUUUGAAAUUGGUCACCCACCCCCAUAAUCAGCGCUGCAUAACGUCGUCUACCUAUGCACAGAUGAUCACCCCUCCCCACAUGCUUCCCAGCGGAUGAAAGGGGUGGACAACAGCAACAGUACCCUCGCCACCCUCAAAGGGCCACCUGCUGUAGCUAUGGUAUCCCAUCAUAUGCCAGCAGGGGGCACCACUGCAGAAGGAAGGGAACAAAAAAACAAAAAAAAAACGCCUGCGUCACCCAUAACCUCGAACGGCAUGUGUACAGCCCACGAGUCUUCAAACACCACCCUCUGUGGUACCCAGUAAUUUCCAGAAUGUUCUAUGAGGGAGCAUAGAUGAGAAUUGUGCAAGCAGCAUCAUGACGUGUCCUAGCAUUUGUUAAAACAAAAAAAAUACACAAAAAACAACACAGGAGGUAAUUAUGGGUCACUGUGUGAAGGGGAGAUAGUGACAAAUCAAAGAUUCAUUUUUAGAUAUCGGGUAGAAAAAAAAACAGAUGUGUAAUUUAAUGUGACAUUAGUACAGCGUUGGUGAUUAACAAGACAUUAUCAGAAGUGUGUGAGGUAUUGUAUCCAGCCUGAAGAGAGAAAGCUCCUCCUGAAAGCUGCAGGAUAAUGAGACUUGCGCUGCACAAAAGACAGCAGAGACACAGACGGAUAUAAUAACGUAAUGGCUUUCCCAUAAUGGUGAGAAAUGUUCCCCUUAAAACGUCCCUGUCUGCUUGCCUUUUGUGAGUGUUCGGUGCGGAGCUGAGAGCAAAGGCAGAAAAUUGCCCCCUUUUUGGCGGACAAUUGUGCUAUCUGGGCUAGACGGAGCUUGGAGGAAAUCUUCCUUAGCUUUUUCUCAUAUAUAUUUUUUUCCUUUUUUGUAAGGGUGUCGGAGGGUGAAUCUAACUCCUCACACCUUUAUUGCGUAAGGGUUUAUUUUUUUAGAGUGAGAAGAGAUUGCCGUUCUUUUAUGAAGAGAGUAAUGACAGAUCACCUAUAUGACGUGGGACGCUCUGGUUUGUCAAAAUAAUUAAAUUCCAUGAAUUAUUUAUUAAGAAAUAAGAUUUUUCAGUCAUUUGCACAUAGUAAAAAUUUUGUUUCCCACUGAAUGGUGUCUUGUUGAAAGAGGCCUGAUUAUAAUGCAAAACUUCUGUGUGUGUGAAAGCAGAAAUGAUUGCAGAAGAAGGAGUUUUUGAAUUACUGGGCGCAUACCUUUAACUGUAUCACUGUGACUAUUCCUUUUAAGAAUAAAUAUCACGUAAAGAUGGCUGAUCAACACUUUAAAAUGGAUUGCUUCAAGGGAGCAUGUACUUUUCUUUGUACAUUACACUGUUGAUGUGAGAGUGUAUAGUUAUGCUUUCGUAUGUCUGCAAUUGAGGGAAGGGGAAAUGAAAAAUCACUGCUCGAGGAAAUGGCAUUGCUUUCAGUUGCUACCAGUUACAUGUGUAAAUCAUCUCAUCUUGAUUGGAGUUUUUUUCCCUCAUGUAUGAAAUUUCUUGAUUUCUAUGCAAGCACCUGAUUCUGUGUGCGCACACAAAGGUGCUGGACUUUACACAGGCGCCAUCUUGGACACUCACUUGCCAAGUCUGAUGACCUUGCUCAUCUGGCUAGUUUUGACCUUUGGAAAGGAGAUGUAUGUAAAGUCAUGUGGGAAAUGGAGAACUGUUGUCUCUGAUGGUAAAUAACUGGUAGGGAUACACAUACACUGUAUCAGCCAGUGUUUUAAGAGAUCAAUAAAUAGGCAAACUAACAGAGAAAUGAGGACAAACUAGCUUUUUUGUUUCAUUUUGCAAACUACUUCCUCCAACAAAACUUGUCUUUUUUUCUUUGUUGGUCCCCCCAACAUCACAUCACAUUUGUCUUUAUCAUUUUUUUUCCUUCUGAAGGCAUGCUGUACCAGUCCUGUGUGAUAUUCUAAUGCACCUAACAACAGAAGCAUCUGAAAAAAAAAAGAAAUCAUGUAUUUUGGAUAUUUUGUGUCUAAAAUCAACUGAACUGAACGUCUGAUAAUGGAACAUGAACCUGCUGAUUGUUACCUUGUUUUGACAUCUCCUGGGAUAAAGCCUACCUACACGCCUGUACUGCUAUUACUAUUACUACUGCAUAGCCUACUACGCCCGCCCUCCAUCCAGCCAUGGUGUGACUCCAUGCUUGAAUUCCGGCCCAGACCUUCAGCUGACCUCACUCGAACCCCUCUUCUGCAUGCGCUCUGUGCAGACGUGUUCAAUAGGUGACCUUACUGAGGUCUCAAAUGUCUACACUGAGCCGACACUGGACACUUGGGUCUGUCAGCUGUAGCAUGGCACAUCCAGUAUGGAGGCUUCACAUUGCAGCAAGUACCUAAAAAGUUAUGCUCACCACUGCUCCUCUACCGUAUGUCUGCCUCUUGCUGUGCAGGAGUGUAGACUAGGUUGUGUACAGUGUGGUCUUGCUGCGAGAUGCAGCGCAGAACAUUGUCUCCACAGCAGUGGUCGGUGUUGACUAAUGCGAGUCGUCAUGACAACUGUGGAUCUCAUCAUUAGACAGCAGGUAGACAUUAGCAUAGAGUGCUUUCUCACAGUGGGCCGACUCUUGUUUUAUUAUUUUAUUUUUUAUUUUAUUGCAGAUUUAGGUAAUGUAACAAGCAGCGUAAUUCUAGCAGAGACUAAAUGUCAUCAAAAUGGAUGCUUUGGGGAAGCAUUUCCUUCUAAAUUUCCUCAUAUUGCCAUGUCUUAAAUCUUAGAGCAGGUGAGAAAGUGUACAAAUGACUGUAUCACUAAUUUAUUUUUUUCCUAUUUAACACAUUGUAAAUGGUGUAAUAGUACAUUUAAUUCAUUCAAGCAUUGUUUUAAAAUACCUAAUCUUUUAAUAAAUUGGGGAUGGGAAAUGAA